CUUGUCUUCUUUUUACUCAUUUCCUCCCCACACAUCCGCUGAUCACCCUCACGCAGUCAAGCACCCCGACGGCGGCGGCGGCGGCGGCGCCCUGCCCUGCCCCAUUUCCAUGGAGCCGAGCGGCGAGGAGGCCGCCGCCAAGUGCGCGAAGCCCUCCCUCGCCGGGGAGGACCGCCUCAGCGCGCUCCCCGACGACGUCCUCGUCCUCAUCCGCCUCCGCCUCCGCACUCCCGAGGUAGUCCGGACUAGCGUCCUCUCCCGCCGCUGGCGCAGCGUCUGGGGGCUCCUCCCGGAGCUCCGCUUCUCCGAUCCGGAGCCCCACGGCCUCCGCGGUGCCCUCUCCGCCUCCGCGGUGUCCCUCCGCUACCUCCUCGUCUGUUGGCUGCGGGGCGCCCCGGCCGAAUCCAUAGCGAACUGGCUCCCCGCCGCCGCGCGCCGCCUCACUGGAGAGCUUGCCCUCGUCGACAUGGGUCGCGCCGGAGGAGAGUCCGAGGAGAGAGGCACCCUUGACCUGCCCUGCUUCGACAAAGCCACCUCCAUCUCGCUCGACCUAGGGUUCCUCGGCCUCUCCAUGCCAGCCGCCGGGGUCUUCGCCCGGCUCACCGACCUCACCCUGAGCGGUAUCCGGUUCCACGGACCAUGCGAGCUCGGCAGCACUGUCUCUUCGCUGCGGUGCCCGUGCCUGCAGAAGCUCACAGUACACGACUCCUAUGGGCUGGACAAUCUCACCAUCAAUUCCGGCUCUCUCAAGCUGGUGGAGCUUGUGCAGCUGCGUGGUUUGUGGCAGCUAACCGUCGUGGCACCGGUGCUCCAAGAGUUAAGCGUGGUGAGGUGCUUCUUGUGUUAUCAGACCUGACAACCGGUCGUAAAUAUCUUGGUUCCUCAGCUGGAAUCACUCAACUGGGUGGGUGCUUAUGAUCCAAGCUCCGUGCGGAUUGGCAAGAUGGAGAGUCUCAAAUCUCUCACCACUAUUUUUCUUGUGUAUGGAGCAGAGGGCUUUAUACUAAACCCUGCGUGUCUAAUGCUCAUGUCGCGUGUUAAGGUCAUCGAAUCUCUUACUCUCGGACUGUGCCAUCCACAGGAGAUAAAUAACUACCAAUACUUGAUGGAAGACAUGACAAUACUCCCUGAUGUCACAUCUUUGCACCUGAUUCUUAGUGUGGAAGGACAUUCCUUUGGGGCCUGCUCAUUCCAUAUUCUCAGGAUGUGUCCUGGUAUAAAACGGCUGAUAAUGGACUUAUCUAAUCGUUUCAUCUUGAAGCUUUGAUGGAGCAAAUUGGGGAGAAAUAGUGUCAGCGAUUAUAACAAGGACCAGAUCAAGGAGAGGCAUGUUCAGCAGAAGCCCAGUGGCGUGAUAGCCUAACUCUAGCUCAGCUUCUUUGUUCCGCAGUGUAGAUGUGGGGCUGCACUGUGCUCAUGAAGAUGCUGGGGCUUUUUUUGCUAAAAUUAUGUGUACUUAAAGCUAGUAAAACAUAAAAGGCGGGUUAUCGAGAUCGCCAAUUUAGGACCCAGUUAACUUGCUUCUAUGAAGUUUGUUCAAGUACUCUCAGCAUCUAACAUUUCCCCUUAUUGAUAUUCAUAUAUGUUCAUUGUACCACUUUCUCUUAGCACAAAAUAGUGAUGUUUCUGCAAUCAGUUAGCUUCCUCAUUUCCUGGCAGAAUCCUGUACCUAAUGUUGAUGUCUUUUUUGAAUACCUCUAAGGCUCUAAGUAUUCAGGCUAUCCUCUCUUUUUGUGUCAUCCUGCAAUAUCAGUUAAUCUUAAAUGAGUUAAUUUGCUUCUGGUUUCAGGCACAAGCUGAAUGCCCACAGGGCUGCAUUUGUGAUCAGCCAUCAAACUGGAAAACUGAGGAGCUCAAGUUGAAUUGUCCCCGUGAAAUGGAAAUCCGAGAGUUCAGAGGGUCAGAUCAUGAACUUGUUUUUUUGAAGCGACUAUUCACUUGGGCAACAGGCCUAAAAAGAAUAGCAGUAGCUUUCAAUGUUUCAGUUGCUGAAAGCGCGACUAAGGAGUUGUGCAAGAUGUUGCGAACCUUCUCCAGGCCAGAAAUAUGCAUGGACUUUUAUGUGUACCAGAACAUGGUUAAGGUGUUGUAUGCAUAUGAAGACUAGGGCGCUACUUCAAGUUACUUAAAGCACUAGACUUUUUUUUACUUUCCUGCAUGUCAUGUACUCGGAAUGCUUGAGGACAUCAAAAUGUUAUCGCUUAUAAAAUUGUUAAGAUCCAUCAUUCUAUGUUUUCCAUUGCUUUAUGUCUGGUUCUUACUCAUGAAGGUGUAAGCAAGCAUUCUUUUCACGA
Messenger RNA from Panicum virgatum (switchgrass), 2294 nucleotides. RefSeq names its product putative F-box/FBD/LRR-repeat protein At3g49030. The record is from RefSeq and is a predicted model, not a curated record. Gene Ontology annotation, molecular function: protein binding. NCBI's taxonomy places the organism in Eukaryota, Viridiplantae, Streptophyta, Magnoliopsida, Poales, Poaceae. The coding region runs from base 110 to 856 and encodes 248 amino acids. The transcript is spliced from 3 exons.